CGGUCCAAGAAGCCGUCCGUUACGGAGCAAAUGCUUUAAUGAUUUAUUUGGGAGCUCCCCAAAAUAGCAACCGACGAAAGUUAAGCGAAUUAAAAAUCCCGGAAUUUCAUCAGGCUUUACGCGAAAACAAUAUUGAUAUUAAUAACGUAAUCGUUCAUGCUCCUUAUUUGCUAAAUUUGGGUAAUACGACUAACGAAAAAAUAUUUAAUUUUUCGGUCGCCUUUUUACAAAAAGAAAUGGCUCGCAUGAACGAAAUUGGUCUCAAAACUAUUAUUCUGCAUCCCGGUAGUGCUCUAAAUUCCUCUCCGGAGAAGGCCAUAGCCCAGGUAACCAAAGGUCUUAACUUAGUGCUUCAAACCAACCCAAAUGUGCGUAUUGCUUUGGAAACUAUGUGCCAGAGAAGUGGCGAAAUCGGGGGAACUUUCGCCCAACUCCAAGCCAUAAUCCAGCAAGUCGACCAGCCAGCAAGAGUUGGUGUUUGCUGGGACACUUGUCACCUCUACACAGCGGGUUAUGAUAUUAAGAACAAUCUCGCAGGAAAAAUCGACGCUACUCCUGAGAAAGAGACAUUAACUCCUGCCGAGAGCAACCAUGAAAAAGAGAGGCAAGCAGGAGAAAUAAAGAAAAUUAACCGGGCUAG
This is a messenger RNA of Racocetra persica, 640 nucleotides long. The record is from the annotation of a GenBank genome assembly. Lineage: Eukaryota; Fungi; Glomeromycota; Glomeromycetes; Diversisporales; Gigasporaceae.